AAGCGAGGGCUUCUGGGUCCACCAUCCCAAUGCCGUCGGGGAGAUUAGUUUAUCCUACAAUCCAAACCCCUAGAAGUAUAUGGUCAUGCAAUAUCACUCUGUGGAGAAUGGGUUCAGAUUACCCCUCCGUGGUUUGCUCCGCAACCUCUGCCGUCAUUUCGGAUUUGCUCCUGGUCAGUUGACUGCCAAUGCGCACAAGUAUGUCGCCUCCUACAUCUUGCGGUGCUGUGCUCUGGACAGAACCCCAACAUUGGACGAAUUCCUCAUCCUCUUCAUUAUUGGCGGGUCUUUUCCUUUUUACAGCCUGUAUCCCCAUUCUCAUGCCCCAAUUUUUGAGAGGUUCCAUCUCCGGACGAAGUUCGCUACGGCACACUCGGCGGAGGAAGUGUACAAUGUCUUGGGAGACAAAGGGGGUUUAAUUCCACAUCACUCCCUUCAAGACGCCAGGUUAUACCAGAAGGCGGAUUUUUACUAUCCCCUGGGCCUGACCCUGUUCCAUUUGAAGGGGGGGUCUUCUCUUGAAAGGUCAAAGGCUCCUCCCGCUUUGGAAUCCGGUCUAGCCGGGAGCUCCUCCGGGGUCCAAACCCUAGGUAACUUCACUGCUUUGGCCAUCCGCAAGCCGACUGUUUCCCUGGAGGCUGUCCCCAUUUCUGCUAUCCCUGGGCUGAGGAGGCCCACUCCGUCCCAGAAACGGCCACGAGAAAGGGUCACAGAUGAUGACUUCCUUCCCAAGAAGAGUAAGGGUGAUGGUACUCCUGCUUCGCCCAGCCCCCUGUCUACUUCUUUAGGUACUCAGAAUACCACCCUCGCUGCUGCACCCAGAGGUUUAGAGCUACCCCACCUGGAUAGCUUGGACCAUGAGGCAGAUGAACUUCCAGACCAAGCACCACUCAAAAAACCAGCGGCGCAGCCUCAGCAUGAGGCCUCCCAUUGGACCAUUCAAGCAAAUAUGGAGAAGAUGAAGGAGUCGUUAAAGGAGACCACAAUCCCUCAGGCUCGUCCCGACCUACUUGCUCUCAAUGCUCUUUACUCCAUGGAGCAGGCCCAACAAUCACUCCUCACCCUCACUGAGGAGUACCUGGGUGGAGCAUUAGGGAACUACCGGGCCGUGGUGGCCCUGAAGGAGAAGGAGUUGGCAGCGAGGGCUUUGCAACAGAAAGUUGAUUCUCUGGAGCAACAAGUUCAGGCCCUUCAAGAAGAGGAUGCCCGGCUUAAGGAAAAUGGCUCUAUGGAACUAGCAGCUGAAAGAUCCAGAGUCAAGUCCCUGCAAGAGCAAAUUGUUGCUUACCAAAGGGGGACUCAAGAUCUGGAAACGCAGUUCGACAGACUCCAGGCACAAAUCUCUACUCUGGAAUCAAAGGCUUCAGCUUCAGAAGACAAGGUGGGAAGUCUGAAAGCUGAGUUGGUUGAAAGGGAAUCCCGGAUUUCUGAGCUGGAGAGUUCCCUCCAGGAGGCCAAAGUUAUCUUUAUUGAUCUUACUAUUUCCAAUUCUUCUUCUGAUUCUUCUUCGUUGGCAUUCCCCUCACUUGGGGCCCCAACACCUGAACUCUCUUCUAGACCUUCUCUUGCCUCUGAACAAUCGGUGACUUCUCCCUUGCCCAUGGAGGAGAAUAACCCUCAUCUCCCCCCACAAGUAUCAUGGGAUGUUCUUCCGGGUCCCGGCGCGCUUCCUAACAGUGCUAGAACGGAAGUCUUUUCUGGAUGUCUUGGCACGUCUCGUCCACAGAAGAGACGCCAUCCCCACUCAGGAGCUUCCCGGUUGGUCUCUGGUGCAAGGCCUUCCUCCCAGGGUUCUCCUUCCCCUCAGCAGUCAUAUGGACAGCCACCUGAGGAGUGGGGGGACUAUGACAUGGGGGGAAAUAGGCUUCCGUUUAUACGCAGGGAAAAGGACGGAACCUUCCAGGAUCCACCUCCACCUUCCGUAUAAGAGGAAAUAGGCCUUGAGCCCUUCCCUCAUGCCUUAUCGUCCUCCUUGUCCGUCUUCAUGGGAGUGACUAGAUAGUGCCCACGGGGGGAACGGCUUUCAAUCCCAACCCGUUGGUACAAUUUUGCCUCUUUUGAAUGUCAUCAAGAGAGAACGGUGGGCCCUCUCCACACCUUCCCGCUCUGGGGUAUUUU
Messenger RNA from Cuscuta campestris, 2118 nucleotides. Lineage: Eukaryota; Viridiplantae; Streptophyta; Magnoliopsida; Solanales; Convolvulaceae. The record is from the annotation of a GenBank genome assembly.